AUGGCCUCCGACACGGUAGAAGAAGAAUCACCGCGGGUGGUGUCGCCCGCGUCGACGGCAUCGUUUUACGACGCGCCCAUGUCGCCCCUGCAAGUGCAGAAGGAGGUCUCGCCCGAGGCCCUCGUCGUCGGCACGACCCAGCUGUUCGAAAAUGACAGCAUCCGCUUCGUGCCCAUGCCGACGCCGAGCCCAAAAGACCCGCUUAACCUGCCCCCAUGGCGCAAGUGGGCGGCCGUCGCCGCGCUGUCACUCUUCGGCGCCCUUGCUCUGGCCGCGGAGAACGUCAUCGGCGCCAUGGUGCCCGUGUUCGUCCUCGAGUACGCCGGCGUCGACCCCAAGGUCCUCGGUCAGAAACAGGAACCGGGUGGAAGCCCGCUGAUGUCGGGGAUGGGUGGCCCGCCUCUGUGGAAGGUGUCGCUGCUGGCGUCUUUGCCGCUGAUGGUCAACGGUAUUGCGUCGUACUUCCUCGUUCCACUUACCAUCGCCAUUGGGAGGCGGCUUGUGCUUCUGGCCACCGGCGCGAUGGCCUGGAGUGGAGGGCUGUGGGCAGGCUACUCGACUUCUCUGAAUAGCCAUCUUGCAGCCGGGGCGUUUCAGGGCCUCGGUGCCGGUGCAGUCGAAGCUCUGGUGCCACUGGUAAUCCAGGACUUCAUGUUCAUCCAUGAGAGGAACAGAGCAAUCUCUCUGGUGGGUACAACGCAGGGACUUUUUGUAUUGAGCUUGGGUAUUUCCGCUCCCUACGUUGUUCUCCGCAUUUCCUGGAGAUAUCUUUACUACAUCACCGCUGGACCCGCUGGAUUCGGUCUGACGACGAGCUCGUCGACUUUCAAUAGCUGGACGAGCAACUUCGGAAUGUUCAACGUCCGCACAGAGUGGGGGCUGGCAGCCCGUUCUGUCUGGGAGAUGAUCAAGACGACCUUCUUCCCGAACGUGCUGUGGGUAAUCCUCAUCAACUCCAUGUUCACGGCCAUACAGAACGUCAACGCCCAGGUCGUCUCCUCGCUGCGUCUCGUGCAUGACAAGCCGCGUCCCACCAAUCAACGAGCUGAGAUCACAGGCAUCAUCAUGGCGCUGGAGUGGGCCCUCGAGAAAUACAAGACACUGCGUGGAUUCCCAGAGCUUCAAGUCACCAUCUACUCAGACUCCCAGUAUGCGGUCAGAUGCAUGAACGACUGGAUCUACAAGUGGUGCCAUAACGGAUGGUUGAACUCUCGGGGUUUUGAAGUUAUCAAUCGAGAUCUCAUCGAGAGGGCCUCGCAUCUGGACGAUCUCGUCGCAGAACUCGGCUCUGUUGACUACGUCUGGAUCAGAAGGGAGGACAACGAGGCUGCUGAUGAUCUGUGCCGCCAGAGACUGGACCAGCAGGAUGGUCUCCUCUGA
This is a messenger RNA of Diaporthe citri, 1380 nucleotides long. RefSeq lists its product as uncharacterized. NCBI's taxonomy places the organism in Eukaryota, Fungi, Ascomycota, Sordariomycetes, Diaporthales, Diaporthaceae. The record is from RefSeq and is a predicted model, not a curated record. Gene Ontology annotation, molecular function: RNA-DNA hybrid ribonuclease activity; nucleic acid binding; transmembrane transporter activity. Gene Ontology annotation, biological process: transmembrane transport. The transcript has 8 exons. The coding region runs from base 1 to 1380 and encodes 459 amino acids.